GUACAGUCAGUAGCAGUCUCUCGCUCCCUCCUCCUCAUCGAAUCUCUUCUCUCGCUACGUUCAAUUCAACUCGCCUCAAAAACUCGAAGCCCCCUGCUUUCUCAUUUAGAGCAAAGCUCUACGGAAAGCAGCCAUGGCGGCUCUCUGAUUAACCAUUUAAACCAGGUAGAACCCUAACCCUAACUCAAUUUCCUUCUCAUUUAUACUGAAUGUCCUCCCUCUAAAUUAGAUUAUAGAGUUUUUCCCUUCAUUUGCGGAUCUAAAUCUAAGAGGCUUUAGAAGUCUAGAACUGGCGGUUUUUCCCUUAAUUUAAAACCUGGUUCUUGGUAAGCCAGAGAGAAAGCCUUGGCUGAAACUCCAUUUCUCAAAAUUAGGGUUUUGUUCGACCCACUUCAUGAUCUGAUCCAGGCCUCUUAUCUGAAUCGGGAAUGGCUUCUUCGGAAGCUGAUUCCCGUUUAAGCCUGGUUGUAAUCCCUUCUCUAGAAAAGAUCAUCAAGAACGCGUCAUGGAGGAAGCAUUCAAAGCUUGUUCAUGAAUGCAAAGCAGUGGUCGAAAAGCUAGGGCUACAAGAUCCAAAGCAACAAGAACAAGAAGCAGAGCCCUCUCCUCCUGGACCUUUACAAGACAAAACCCUUAUUUUUAGUCUAGCAGACUCUGAAACCAUUCUCAGGCCUUUGAUCUUGUCAUGCGAAUCUGGUUUUGUCAAGAUCGUCGAGCCAGCUCUAGACUGCAUCCAAAAGCUCAUAGUUUUUGGGCACCUAAGAGGUGAGGCUGACACGAAUGGAGGGCCUGAAGCCACAGUUCUUCAUAACUUGAUGGGAUCGGUGUGCAAAUGCCACGAUCUCGGUGAUGAAGGAAUAGAACUCAUGGUGUUGAAAACCCUACUUUCAGCUGUGACCUCAAUCUGUCUGAGAAUUCAUGGAGAUUGCCUUUUACAAAUAGUUCGAACUUGCUAUGAUGUGUAUCUGGGAAGCAAGAAUAUGGUGAAUCAAACCACUGCAAAGGCCUCACUGAUCCAGAUGCUGGUUAUUGUUUUCCGAAGGAUGGAAGCCGAUUCCUCAACUGUUCCGUUACAACCAAUUGUGGUUGCAGAAUUAAUGGAACCAGCUGAGAAAUUGGGAGCUGAUUCGAACAUGACCCAAUUCGUUCAGGGAUUCAUUACUAAGAUAAUGCAGGAUAUCGAUGUGGUUUUAAACCCUGGAACACCAGUGAAAUCAGCUGGGGGAGCACAUGAUGGUGCAUUUGAAUCCACAGCUGUAGAGACUACGAAUCCAGCUGAUUUGCUCGAGUCUACUGAUAAGGAUAUGCUUGAUGCUAAGUACUGGGAGAUAAGCAUGUAUAAGACUGCUCUUGAAGGAAGGAAAGGGGAGUUGGCAGAGGGGGAGGUUGUGGGGGAUGAUGAUUUGGAGGUUCAGAUCACGAAUAAGCUCAGAAGGGAUGCUUUUCUAGUUUUUAGGGCUUUGUGCAAGCUCUCGAUGAAGACCCCACCGAAGGAGGCCACUGCAGAUCCAUCUCUUAUGAGGGGGAAGAUUGUUGCUUUAGAAUUGCUGAAAAUUUUGCUCGAGAAUGCUGGUGCCAUUUUCAGGACGAGUGAGAGGUUUUUAGGAGCAAUCAAGCAGUAUCUAUGUCUUUCGCUGUUGAAGAACAGUGCCUCCACCCUUAUGAUUGUUUUCCAACUUUCUUGUUCCAUUUUCAUAAGCCUGGUUUCGAGAUUUAGAGCGGGAUUGAAAGCUGAGAUUGGAGUAUUCUUUCCAAUGAUUGUCCUGAGGGUGUUGGAAAAUGUGGCUCAGCCAAAUUUUCAGCAGAAGAUGAUAGUUCUCCGUUUCUUGGAGAAGCUUUGUGUUGAUUCACAAGUGCUGGUAGACAUAUUUAUCAAUUAUGAUUGUGAUGUUCAUUCAUCGAACAUAUUUGAGAGGAUGGUCAACGGUCUGCUGAAAACUGCCCAAGGUGUGCCUCCAGGUGUUGCCACUACUUUAUUGCCACCUCAGGAUACUACCAUGAAACUCGAAGCAAUGAAGUGCCUGGUCGCUAUUUUGAAAUCUAUGGGAGAUUGGAUGAACAAACAAUUACGAAUUCCAGACCCUCAUUCUCUUAAAAAAUCUGAAGUUGAGGAGAGCCAUACUGAAUCUGGAAAUGGGAUCCUUUUGGCUAAUGGAAAUGCAGAAGAGUCCAGUGAUGGUUCAGAUACUCAUCCUGAAUCAGCAAAUGGAGUUUCAGAAGCUGCUGCUUUGGAGCAGCGCCGGGCGUACAAGCUUGAACUUCAGGAAGGCAUAUCUCUUUUUAAUCGAAAACCUCGCAAAGGAAUUGAGUUUCUAAUCAAUGCCAAGAAGGUGGGUGAUUCACCAGAGGAGAUAGCUGAUUUCCUGAAAAAUGCUUCUGGCUUGAACAAGACUCUGAUUGGUGAUUAUCUAGGGGAGAGGGAAGAUUUAUCAUUGAGAGUCAUGCAUGCAUAUGUGGAUUCUUUUGACUUUCAAGGGAUGGAAUUUGAUGAAGCGAUCAGAGUGUUCUUACAAGGCUUCAGGUUACCAGGAGAGGCACAGAAGAUUGAUCGUAUAAUGGAAAAAUUUGCUGAGCGUUAUUGCAAAUGUAACCCCAAGGCAUUCAUUAGUGCAGACACUGCUUAUGUUCUCGCAUAUUCUGUGAUAUUGCUGAACACUGAUGCUCAUAAUCCCAUGGUCAAAAAUAAGAUGUCACAGGAAGAUUUCAUUAGGAACAACCGUGGUAUUGAUGAUGGCAAAGAUCUACAAGAGGAAUACCUUAGAUCUUUGUAUGACAGGAUUACUAGAAAUGAGAUUAAAAUGAAAGAUGAUGAUUUAGCCGUCCAAAACAAACAAUCCACAAAUUCAAACAAAAUUUUGGGUCUUGACAGUAUCCUAAAUAUUGUUAUUCGCAAAAGAGGGGAAGAUAAACCAAUGGAGACCAGUGAUGGUCUUAUCAGGCACAUGCAAGAGCAGUUUAAGGAGAAAGCUCGCAAAUCUGAGUCGGCUUACUAUGCUGCCACUGAUGUUGUAACCUUGAGAUUCAUGAUAGAGGUUUGUUGGGCUCCAAUGUUGGCUGCAUUCAGUGUUCCACUUGACCAGAGUGAAGACGAUGUUGUGAUUGCGCAAUGCCUUGAAGGUUUUCGUUAUGCAAUACGUGUUACUGCAGUAAUGUCCAUGAAGACUCACAGGGAUGCAUUUGUCACUUCGCUAGCAAAAUUCACCUCUCUUCACUCGGUUGCUGACAUUAAGCAGAAGAACAUUGAUGCCAUCAAGACACUUAUCACAAUUGCUGAUGAAGAUGGCAAUUACCUACAAGAAGCUUGGGAGCAUAUAUUGACAUGUGUUUCCCGAUUUGAACAUUUGCAUCUCUUAGGAGAGGGUGCUCCUCCUGAUUCCUCAUUCUUUGCUCUACCUCAAAAUGACCUAGAGAAGUCCAGACAACAAAAGUCUACCAUCCUUCCUGUGCUGAAAAGGAAGGGACCUGGGAAGCUUCAAUAUGCGGCUGCGGUGGCUAGAAGGGGUUCCUAUGAUAGUGCAGGUGUUGGUGGGGUUGUUACUACUGAACAAAUGACCAAUCUGGUUUCAAAUUUGAAUAUGCUGGAGCAAGUUGGAAGUUUUGAAAUGAAUCGCAUAUUUACACGGAGUCAGAGGUUGAAUAGUGAGGCUAUAAUUGAUUUUGUGAAGGCCCUCUGCAAGGUAUCAAUGGAGGAAUUACGAUCUACUUCUGAUCCACGGGUUUUCAGUCUUACAAAGAUUGUUGAGAUUGCGCAUUACAACAUGAAUCGUAUUAGACUAGUGUGGUCAAGCAUAUGGCAUGUGCUUUCAGAUUUCUUUGUCACCAUUGGAUGUUCUGAGAACCUUUCAAUUGCGAUAUUUGCAAUGGAUUCUUUACGUCAGCUGGCGAUGAAAUUCCUGGAGCGGGAAGAACUGGCCAAUUAUAAUUUCCAGAAUGAGUUCAUGAAACCAUUUGUAAUUGUCAUGCGUAAAAGCAGUGCCAUUGAAAUCAGGGAAUUGAUCAUUCGAUGUGUUUCUCAAAUGGUUUUGGCCCGUGUCAAUAAUGUUAAAUCUGGAUGGAAGAGCAUGUUCAUGGUCUUCUCAACUGCAGCCUAUGAUGACCAUAAAAACAUUGUUCUUAUGGCCUUUGAGAUAAUUGAGAAAAUUGUUCGUGACUACUUUCCAUACAUUACAGAAACGGAAACCACCACUUUCACAGACUGUGUGAAUUGCUUGAUUGCAUUCACCAAUAGUAAUUUGAACAAAGAUGUAAGCCUUAAUGCUAUUGCUUUUCUUCGGUUCUGUGCGGUGAAGCUUGCAGAAGGGGAUAUUGGUUCAACUGCAAAGAACAGGGACAAGGAAGUUUCUGCAAAGAGUGGUCUUACUUCACCUCAGAGUAAAAAAGAUGGAAAAGUAGAAAGUCUCCGGUUUACCGACAAAGAUGAUCAUCUCUAUUUCUGGUUUCCUCUGUUGGCAGGAUUAUCAGAACUUAGCUUUGACCCAAGGCCUGAGAUUAGGAAAAGUGCCUUACAAGUGCUUUUUGAUACAUUGCGAAACCAUGGUCAUCUUUUUUCAUUGCCAUUAUGGGAGCGAGUCUUUGAUUCAGUCCUGUUCCCUAUCUUUGACUAUGUCCGUCAUGCCAUUGAUCCUUCUGGGGAAACUUUGCAAGUACAUGGUGUAGACAGUGAUGGAGAUGAGCUAGACCAAGAUGCCUGGCUCUAUGAGACAUGCACAUUGGCCCUUCAACUAGUUGUUGAUCUCUUUGUUAAGUUUUAUGAUACAGUCAAUCCACUGUUGAAAAAAGUGCUUUUGUUACUUAUUAGUUUUAUAAAGCGCCCUCAUCAGAGCCUUGCUGGCAUUGGUAUAGCUGCAUUUGUUCGAUUAAUGAGCAAUGCUGGGGGUCUGUUUUCUGAAGAGAAGUGGCUUGAGGUGGUCUUGGCAUUGAACGAAGCAAAUACUGGAACUUUACCUGAUUUUAAGCGAAUCUUGUAUGAAAUGAACGUUUUGAGUGGGUCUACUGACACUGGAGAUUCUUCUAUGAGGUCUGGUAAUGAAGGUUCUUCUGAUUCAGCUACUCAUGGUGAUGAGACGGAUGGCGUGAAAGCACGCCGCCUCUAUUUUGCCAUUACUGAUGCCAAAUGCCGCACAGCUGUUCAACUUUUGCUGAUUCAGGCUGUGAUGGAGAUUUACAACAUGUACAGAGCUCAGCUGUCGGCCAAGAACACUGUUAUCCUCUUUGAAGCCAUACACACAGUUGCAUCUUACGCUCACGAGAUAAACUGCGACUCUUUCGUGCGUGCAAAGCUUCAAGAGCUCGGCCCCACAACCCAGAUGCAAGAUCCACCAUUGCUUCGCCUCGAGAAUGAGUCCUACCAAGUAUGUCUUACCCUACUCCAGAAUCUCUUACUCGAUAGGGACACCAAAGAUGGAGAGGUUGAAGUGGAGACCUUCCUUGAACUAUGCAAAGAAGUCUUGCAAGUCUAUCUCAAAACAGCUCAAUCUAUAACCUUACCCGGGUCCACGAGCAUGGAGCCCAGAGCUCAGUGUGAGCCCUCAACUGAGUCCACUAGCACCGUAUCUAGAGCUCGAUGGCCCAUCCCCCUUGGCUCAGCAAAGAGGAGGGAGUUGGCUGCCCGUGCACCCCUUGUGGUGGCCACACUCCAAGCCAUUUGUGGUCUCGAGGGCUCGUCAUUUGAGAGUAAUUUGAGUCGAUUCUUUCCAUUGCUUUCGGGUUUGGUGGGUUGUGAGCAUGGCUCUAAUGAGGUUCAGUUGGCUUUGAGUGAUAUGCUGAGAUCUAGAGUUGGGCCGAUCUUGCUUAGGUCUUGUUGAGUGAGCAAUGUAUGGUUUAGAUUGUAUGAUAUUUUGAUCCCUUUGUUUAAAUCUGUAUCUUUUUGGGGUUACGUUCCCCUUUCUAUUUUUCAGUAAUCCUGAGGAUGUGUAGAAUAAUGGCUCAAGUGAAGUUGGUGUUUGGCUUGGGGUGCUAGAACACUCGUUGGUAGAGUUAGAAAAUGAGUAGAGCAGGCUAGUUCGGUAUCGGAGUGGAUUUCUCAAGUGCUAUGUUCCAAUUUUCUCAUUGUUUUAUUCAUGUCCUCUCCUUGUCACAGUUUGUUCUUUACUGA
Molecule: messenger RNA, 6094 nt
Organism: Amborella trichopoda
Lineage: Eukaryota; Viridiplantae; Streptophyta; Magnoliopsida; Amborellales; Amborellaceae
Product: SEC7-like guanine nucleotide exchange family protein
Biological process (GO): regulation of ARF protein signal transduction
Cellular component (GO): cytosol; trans-Golgi network
Molecular function (GO): guanyl-nucleotide exchange factor activity
Source: RefSeq, a predicted model, not a curated record